UGGCGAAGGGUUUUCAUAAACAGGAACUACAAAUGAAAUCACCGGAAAUGCUCAUGUUUAUUUUCUAUGACCCGGAAGUUGAGGAAUGUUGCAGACAUUAAUUGAGGAAAAUUGCAUUUAACGAGUAAAUCCGAAAUAUAUUUUAUUGGACAAUAGCGUGUGCUGUAUUAUAUCGUACAACCUCUAACUGCCCACGAUUCCAAACAUAGGAAGAUUUAAUUAUUUGAAGAGUUACAUUUUUUUCUAUGUGGUAACCAGUAGUAGCUCCAAACAAAAAUGAACAUUUUACCGAAGAAGAGUUGGCAUGUGCGGAACAAGGACAAUGUUGCGCGUGUACGGCGUGAUGAGGCGCAAGCUGCGGAAGAGGAGCGCAUGCGCAAAAAACGGGUUGAUCUUGCAGAGCAGGAGGCACGUACUGAUUUUUUGCGUAAAAAGGCUCGUCUCUCGCUGCCAGAUAACCAUAGGAAUGAUGAGACUGCACUGGUGGAGAUUGGAAGAGAUUCUUCCCAUGUAAAUUUCUUCCAAGAUAUAGAAGAGGGAAAAGGAAUAAAAAAAUCCAACAAGGAAUACGAAGAGGAAAAGCGUCAGGAAAAGGAACGCCAGGAGAAAACUUUGGGGAUACUUACAUACUUAGGCCAAAGUGCAGCUGAAGCACAAACCAGUCGUCCUUGGUACCAGGAUGUCCCACAACGAACGAAGAGGGAAGCUGAUGAUGACACAAAAGAUGAGAAAUUAAAAGGAAAGUUGGAUCCUAUGAAUGAAGUAGAAAAAUAUCUACAAAAAAAGACAGGGGAAAAGAAGAAACAUAAACACAAAGAAACCAAGGAAUGCAAAAAGGGUAGACAUAAAGAUAUCACAAGGCAGGAAAGCAGACCACCCAAGAAAUCUAUUGAAGAGUUAAGAAAUGAGCGGCUAAAGCGGGAGGCAGCAGAGAGAGCUCGGGCAGAAGCCUUGCUGUCUGGGAAAAAAGGUACACCUGCUACAGAAGAGAUGGAUGAUAGAAAGCGACGUUACAAUUCUCAGUUUAACCCACAACUGGCAAGAAAGCCUAAAGAGCGAGAGGAACUGCUGUGAUUAUGUACAUUUUUGUAUUUAAGCUGAAGUAUAAUAAAGUGACGAUACAUUAUUUAA
This is a messenger RNA of Bombina bombina (fire-bellied toad), 1131 nucleotides long. It is a transcript of the gene LENG1, whose product is annotated as leukocyte receptor cluster member 1. The record is from RefSeq and is a predicted model, not a curated record. The transcript is spliced from 4 exons. Lineage: Eukaryota; Metazoa; Chordata; Amphibia; Anura; Bombinatoridae. Bases 277 to 1074 code for a protein of 265 amino acids.